AUGCUCUCUUUUCUGGCCCGAACCCCCCCACGAACCCGAGUCGCUCACCUGAACAAGAUCUUCUUCGACGACGGCCGCUCGGCGAUUGAGUUCAAGGCGCCUUCAGACAGAUAUCUCGUCAUAAACAGACUGCCCCCUGCACCAAUCAAGCACGGCGACGACGACAGGAAGAAUCCGGAUGUCACUCCGCACGCCCCCAACUGUGCGCUGAAUCCUCCGAUGCAUUGGCACUUCAAGCAGGACGAAUUCUUCCAUGUCCUGGAGGGAAAGGCGGCCUUCUUUUUCGACGGCCGCCAACGAGUCGCCACCGCCGGGGAGGUGGUCAAAAUCCCAGCGGGGAAGUUCCACACCUUUCGGAAUGCCAGCCCCAAGGACGAUCUGGUCGUCGAGUUUGUCCUGGACCCAAGCCACAGGGUGAGGGAUGAGGAGUUUUUCAGAAAUGCGCAAUCAUACCGAGAUGAUUGUCGCAAAGCCGGCGUACCGCGGAAUAUAUUUCAGGUCUGCCUCUUCAACAACCGGGCAAAUGUCGUGCUCGCGUUACCGGGCCCGAGACUCAUUGCGAAGCCGUUGGGGUUAUUGUUCAACUUUCUUGGAGCGUGCAUUGGUCGAUGGAUCUUUGGAUUUGAAGAUUCCUACCUAGAGUACUAUGACCCGCGAAACAGCAGUGUACCAAAGUGA
Messenger RNA from Exophiala spinifera, 678 nucleotides. RefSeq lists its product as uncharacterized. The record is from RefSeq and is a predicted model, not a curated record. The coding region runs from base 1 to 678 and encodes 225 amino acids. NCBI's taxonomy places the organism in Eukaryota, Fungi, Ascomycota, Eurotiomycetes, Chaetothyriales, Herpotrichiellaceae. The transcript has 2 exons.